AUCAUUUAUCAUACUACACCAAUUAACCUGUUUUAGUCAAAAUACAUGAUGAAAAAGGCUGAUAGUGACACUCAGAAUGAAAAUAUCAAAUUCUCAGUUUCGAGAGUUCAUCCUACUUCUGCUAGAAAGCAACAUGGCUGCUGAGAUGUUCUGAUGGACUUAGAACAGUUGAAAAGUUUGCUAAAACUCUUAUAACAGCGUUUCAAAGUGACAAUCUAUUCUGUUAAGCAGGUUUAUGAGUAUCCCUGGAUACUGAACAGCAUUUUGUCUAUGCCAUAUGUGUUUUGACUGAAAAUUCAACAGCUCUGGACUAAACAUCUGAAACAUGUCUGACCACGAGGACAGCGGUGAGGUGGACCUCGACACGACUCCUACGGCUGAGGAUGUGGAUGUUAAGAAGUGUGAUAUGGAGGUGACGCCUAGUAUGGAGGUGACGCCUUGUGACUCUGAGGUGACUCCUAGUGAUACCGAGGCUGUGCCUCCUAGUGAUCCGGAUUUGACCCCAAGUGACGAGACUGAUGGAGUAAAUGAGCCAAAUGGAGAGGUUGACCCAAAGAUAGAGGAGGAAGCUGACUUGACCAUACCUGAGGAGGAUUCAGAUAAAAUAUUAGAUGAGGAAAAUGAGAAUGAGGAUAAUGCUAGUUUAGAAGUGAAUAUAACUGAUGGUAGUUCUAGGCGUGCAAGUGAUGUUAGUUCAUUAUCUUUUCAACAUACUGUCCUUGAUGAUCCUGAGGGGAAUGAGGAGGAAGGAGAGUUUGAAAGGUCUCGCAAAGACAGUGAGGAAAGCACUGAUUCCUUGCAGAAUGAGUUUCUAAAUGAGGGGCAUAAUUAUCUAGGUUUUGAUGAAGAGUUUGAAAUUGCCCGUCUGAGGCCCCCUGAUGAGGGUGACCUUAAUAUUGCUGUGUUUAAGGAUGAAACAAUGAAAAUAGAGCAUGACAACACCGACUGUGAUUCAAAAAGUGAUUCACCUUCGGAUUAUGAGCUCAUUCGCGAAGGUGACAAUUUGGAGUGUAAUCUGGAGACGUAUAGUGUUGAGAAGAAGAGUGUGAAAUCCAACCAGAGUGUGGAGUCAGAUAUUGACGUAUUGAGUGGAAAAGAGGCCACUUCAGGUCAGGUGUGCAUUGAGCAUGCUCCAACUGAUAUGGAGGCUCUGACUGAAAUGGAGGCUGAUGAUGAAAAUAGUCAUGGUCAUACUGUAGCAGAUAUUAGUGAGAAUAUGGAUGGUAUUCAUCGCAAUCGCAACAGCUUGGAAAUAAGGAAUAACAUACCUAAUGUGAAAGAGGUGAAACACUACGGGGAGAGUAGUGCGGAAAAUGCACGUUAUUUCACUCAGGGCAAUUUGCCAAGGAUACGGAAGAAAUCGCCUGGAUUAGCUCAUAGAUUGGAAGAAGGUCUAUCACCUGACGGAAGCAGGGAGCCGUCAGUGUGUUCUGACACUAGCCGAGAUUACAGUGAUAGUGGUAUGCAAAGAGUGUACACUGGCCACCGUGGCAGCCACAAUGAAAACAACACUAUUGAAAAGGAGACCAAUUAUCCUGUCGAUAGUGUUCGAGCAAAUGGUCUGAAUGCAUGCAGUCCUGCUGAAUUACACAGUAAUUAUUCUGAGAGCACUGGUUCGGUCCAUGAUGGUCAUGAGGGAAGCACUGGUAGUCUGGGUCACGAUCCUCACAGGAAAAGCCUAGAUGUUGAAAAUGAGUAUGAUUACAUUAAGUUUGCUCGAAUCCACCAAGGUGAUGCUUAUGUCGGUAUGCGUUUAGCUUAUUCCAGUUCUAAUGACUCUUUGAACUGUAAGCGGCAUAGCUGGAGUGGUGUCAAAAGUGAUGACGGUUCUGUCGGCGAUAGCUCGAGAGAGAAUUCACCACAGAAAAUCAUCCGGAAGAAUUCGGAGAACGGUUCGCUUCGCCCCAUGGAUUGUGACGCAGCGCUUAACCUAAAUGAUGAUAAUCUGACCGAAAUUCCUCUAAAUGGUGAUUUAAAUACUAGCAUGGAGGAUAGAAAAAUUACACUUUCGCCAGAGACGACUGAAUGUGAUAGCGCAGAAGUUGAGAGUGUUAUUUCCGAGGGGAAGGAUUCAUUAGGAAUGCCGAAUGUGGAGGACGGCUUGUCCAGUUCUCAAUGCAGUGAUUCGGAGGACGGCCCUCAUGAACGUGACCUCCCGACUCCGGCCGAUAUACUACGACAGCGCCAAAAAGCUGAAAUCGAGGCAGGUUUGACUAUAAACCCCGUACGUGCUCAUGGCAUCGCAAAUAUAAAUGAAAUGAUCGAGGAUAGGUUGACAUCGCUCCCAUCUCACAUGCAUCACCACCAUGGGUCAUCGCAGUUGACCGAUGAAUUUAGUCGGGACGCUUUGGAUUUAACCAUGCAGGAUAUCAAACUAGCUAUUCAAAAGAGUAAGAGCAUGACGCUGAAGUCGCCAUAUAAGGACGGCGUGGAGGCACGACCAGAACCAGUUGCAGAGGAACCAGUCUGGGUUAUGAGUUCCCCUGUCAAGGAAAAUCGAUCAUGUAUCGUACACAGCCCACCUCAUGAUGACGACGAAAAUGACGAGAAUUGGAGAGAUGUGCAUACAGAGAAGUUGCAGCGUCAGGAAGAGAUGCGACGCGUCCGUGAUCAUAUUGAGAGGCAACAGGAGGAGGAAUACAGGAGGAAAGAACAGGAACAAGUGCAUGAUAUUGAAGAUGACGGGGAGAAUUUGCUGUCUCAUCAUUACACCAGGAAUGAUGGCAAGAAGUACCAGCCGGCAAGAGGUUUUGACUCGGACGACGAGUACGAAGUGGAAGAUGGCCGGAAACCGAAUAGCAGUCGGCAUAUCCGUGGCAAACGUUACGCAUCGGUGCCCGUGGGCGACCCGGAUAUAGAUAGUAGUAGUUUAAGUCAUAACCAUGGACCUAGUCAUACACAGAGACCUAACCCUGGCUCUCAAGGAUCAUACAUGAGUCCUGCAUCAACUCAAACUCUAUCGAGUUCACACUCAGACUUAAGUACGGCCUCAAAUAGCAGUAGUUCGUACCAACAGGACAAUAGGCAUAGACUGAAUAAACCUUAUGGGUCCAUGCCGCGGUUGAAUCGAGAAAAUCCAUUUAACCAUGGUUUCCAUGAUGCAUCUUGUCCAAAUCAUGACAGUGAUCCACCGGCGAAUGCGUACGUGAAACAUCACCAAGAUGGAGGUAUAACACAAGACUCUGUUUCUGUGUGCACUGUCUCCAAAUCUGCACCUAGCUCCCCCAACGAUGUCGCUAGUUCACCGCCUCAACAUCAUCAACUACGGGCACAACAAGAUUUUGACACGGAUGAAGAAACAGACCAGUUACUGGACAAAGAAUAUAAAGGGGAAGAAAAACUCGACAUCCCAGAGUUGAGCCGGCCACCAGUUAACAGAAGUGCUCAGGCCGAGAAACGUCGCACACGUGCGAAAGAAGGUGAGCAGGAAUCAUUGGCCAUCUCGGACCCUGAUGAACCUACAGUCCUAAUAGAGGGUGUCCUGUUCCGUGCGCGGUACCUCGGCUCUACGCAGCUCAUCUCAGAAGGCCAGCCAUCGAAGGCGAUGAGGAUGAUGCAAGCUCAAGAAGCUGUUGGAAGGAUUAAGACCUUGGGCACUUUACAUUUUGGCAGACAAUACCAGGCUCCUGAAGGUGAAUCCCAGCCCAGCACUGAAGUUGACUUGUUUGUGUCCACAGAGAAAAUAAUGGUGCUAAAUACAGACCUUCAGGAAAUCAUGAUGGACCAUUCAUUGCGUACAAUAUCGUACAUAGCUGACAUCGGUGAUAUCUGUGUCAUCAUGGCCCGGCGACGGAUGAUCACCAGUCCUGGCGAUGAUAUGAUGCGCCGAAAGAAACAGUCCAAAAUUAUCUGCCAUGUGUUUGAGUCUGAGGAGGCCCAACUCAUUGCCCAGUCGAUUGGGCAGGCGUUCCAGGUGGCCUACAUGGAAUUCCUCAAGGCCAAUGGAAUCGAGGAUCCAGGCCUUAUGAAGGAGAUGGACUAUCAAGAAGUCCUGAACCAACAAGAAAUAUUCGGCGAAGAACUGACGCUAUUUGCCAACAAAGAUAUGCAAAAAGAAGUCAUUGUGCCUAAGCUUAAGGGAGAGGCACUGGGUAUUGUGAUAGUGGAAUCCGGCUGGGGAUCCAUGGUUCCCACAGUGGUGCUGGCCAAUAUGUCUCCUACUGGUGCUGCAGCGCGGUGCGGCCAACUCAACAUUGGUGACCAGAUCAUGUCCAUAAAUGGAGUCAGUCUGGUCGGGUUGCCAUUAUCGAGUUGCCAGAAUUAUAUAAAAGCUGCCAGAAACCAGACUGUAGUCAAGCUCACAAUCGUCCAGUGUCCACCUGUGGUAGAAGUUUGUAUAAAACGCCCAGAUGUAAAAUAUCAGUUAGGAUUUAGUGUACAAAAUGGAGUGAUAUGUAGUUUAUUGCGAGGAGGUAUCGCUGAGCGAGGGGGCGUACGGGUGGGUCACCGCAUCAUAGAGAUAAACGGAGCGAGUGUUGUUGCUGUGCCACAUGAAAAGAUAGUCAAUAUGCUUGCCACAUCAGUGGGAGAGAUCCACAUGAAGACCAUGCCAACUUCCAUAUUCAGGCUCUUAACAGGCCAAGAAACACCUCAUUAUAUCUAGAAUACGUCAACAAUCAUUUCAUAAGUCAGGAAUAUCAUGAUGAUGUUCACUUGCUCGAGACAAUCCAUGGUUACUCAUCAAACUUGGGAUGCAACAACUAACAUCGUGGUUCCUCCGUUGAAUUCUUCAAUUGUGCUGGCUUCUUGUAGAUAAUUGAUAUUUCUCAGAUGAAAAGAGAGCCAAGGGAGCACGUGACUAUAAGAAUUUCUACCAUGACAAGUUCCAAAAGGUUUUGAUGUCAAAUCUUCAAUUAGAAGUCAUGGUAUUGGACCAGAUUUGAUCUUCUGUUAGAAUCCUUGUGAUAUUGUGUGGCACGUUAGCUGUGUCAAAAAGAAUUUUUCACUAACGGAACCUGGAUUGGCAGUUCGAUUUUUAUGGCAUGAUGAGUUAUGUGGUAUGCUUCUGUAGUGAUACUCAGAAUCAGAAUCAAAACUUGAGAAGAUUCCCUGUAAUUUGAGGAAGAUGACAUUGCAGUUGUUACUUUUGAAUUUGGCAAUGAAUGGAGACAUUCAAAUUGUGGAAUCAAGCUACACCAUGUGGUGGUGCUGUGUUGGACUGUAGUUGAUAAAUUGCAUUUGAGAGGAACUAUUUACAAGUGACUGCCCGAACUUUAAGCAGCUUGAUAAUGAAACUAUUGUAGGAUGCUCAGAUAAGAAUUUCCAUGAUUCACACCCGUCAUAUUGUAAAUAGAAUACUGUUUAUAUCUUGAAAUAAAACACGAUGGUGCUGCCAUCGGUAGUAUUGUAAAUGCUGUUGAAUCAACAGCUAAACCAGUCAUUGACAUGUUUGAGGACAAACAGACCAUCACAAUAUUACUUGAUGCGAUGGAAUCAAUGUUUAUGCUUUGGGGGAGCGCGCGCGCGGGGCUUGUUGGGCCUGAUUCCACAUAGAGGGUUUGACUUGUGUAGUCUUUUGUGGCAUCGAGUAGUUUUGAAAUGGUCUCAUUAUCGCCAAGCAGUAUCAUAACUAUGGCAUCUGGUCGGGCUAGUAUUGGAUAUACUCGAAAGAUGAAUUGGUUUGGGGGGGGGGGGGUUCGAUAGUGAGUCGAAUUCAAAUUUUCACAGCACGCUCUAAAGAAAAUUUUAAGCAAGUGCUUUCUUCACACCUUGGAAAGGAAUCCGGGUAAUACCAUUCAAUUUCAAAUUUUGAAUGAACGAUACGUGUAGACAAACCUAUUGCAUAAAAAUGUUGGUCCAUAUUUGCCUAAGAUCAGCCUUUCCAGACUUCAGGCGGGAGUGGUAGGAGAAAUUUCAACGCAGGGUAUAUGCCCCAUAGCUUAGCAGAGUCUGCAUUAACUCUGCAUGCUGUACUAUAAACUUGAAUAGGCUGUAAACGGCAGUAAAAUGUCUUGAAAAAAACACUAAUCAUGAAUUAAAUUUACGCUUUAUCGCUCUUUAAAUUCAGGGAAAAGACUUGAGUUCUUUUACGUGUUGAUCAGUUUUCUGUGAAGUUUCGUUAGCCAUAUGAUAUGUCAAUUGUGUGUGUGGUAUUUAAUUUAUUGGUCAUUAAAAUGACUAUUUUGUUAUUAUUAAAGAUUUGUAGUUGGCUUGUUGAACCUAGAUUUUGGGCUGUGCUUAUAAUUCUGCAUACCUUAUUACUGUGCAUUGAGCAAUUUAGUCCGGUAUUUAAUUUAUACGAUUGGAUGUGGCUAAUAAACUGAUUUGUACUGAUUGACUUAGACAUGCAGUGAUAUAGAAGCAUGUCGUUUGUGGCUAGAUGCAAUGCAUGCAUUUAGGUUUGAAUCUGAGGCAAAGAAAGAUUGUAGACCUGGCAUCAGUUUUCCGAAUUUCAAUGUUGAACUAAAGAUUUUAGAAUUUUUUUGGUUAGUUUCAAAUUUAUUUCUGAGAUUAAGGCCGAGGUAGCCCCCUCUUGGAUCCGUGCCUGGUGAUAUCAAUAAGAGUUGCAAAAGACCAGAUCACUCAAGUCAUUUGAUUAUAUGGGAAGCUGUCGAUUUAACCUGGAUCUUUUUCCUUGGAUGUCUCAUGUGUCUGGUCUUAGGAGGUUGUGACCCGCCAUUGAUUCUAGUCAUAAGCUUUGAUUUAACAAAGCUAUGAUGAAGAGUUAAAAACUUUAAAAAAAACUCUCCAUCAUAGCUUUAUUUGGGGAUUGAGACAUAGAACACAGAUAAUUAUCUGUUAUUUUUUAUUUAUAUGUAAAUCGUAUCUAUUUCUUUGCUGAGCAUGCACAGUCAGCAAUUUAUCAUGGCCCAAGUCUAAUCCAAGACGCCGUUACUCUUCUGAUCAUGAUGAUGAUGAUGGUGAUGGUCAGGAGGUUUGAUGGUCAUCGGUAUGAUAUCUGCCAGAUGUCUGAUGCUGGAAGUCAGUCAGAUAUUCUCCAGGCUGAGUAUUUUAAGGGGGAAUAUAGGCAGGAGCUAAGGGCUCAAUUUGUAGUCUUCAGGUGCCAGUGACUGGUAUUCUCAUUUAUGGAAGUUGGUCAGGUUUGACUCAGUGAUAUCGUAAAAUGUCUGAAUAUUACCAGUGUAUUGCAAAAAAGUAGAGACGUCUGUCUGUGACUGUGCGACUUAAUCUGGCCCACCUGAAUCCUGCCUAUAGCAUCUCUUUAAGUUAGAAUGAAUAUCUUGACACUUGGUAUUUAUGUCAGGGUAAAUUUGACAUGGUAGUUACAAGAUAUCCAGUGAACGUUUGGGUUUUCCUACUUGAUAAUGAUACCCUUACGUAACAUUUAGGACAUCAGUUUUCCAGUUGUAUAGGCCGUGAAUAAUUUGUAUUUCUGGUCACUUCAAGCAGACCUGACAAAUGUUGUGUUAACCUACAUAUAGUUGUAUUUGCAAUGUGUAUUAUCAAUGACUGCCAGAUAUGGUCAGCUAUGGAAAUGAUGACACAUUUGAUUGUCUGUCAUACAUAACUUGAAACAUUAUGAUAAUCAGUCAUAUUUUCAAUAAAACUGGGUUGUACCCGGAUGUACAUAAUUUA
Molecule: messenger RNA, 7536 nt
Organism: Lineus longissimus
Lineage: Eukaryota; Metazoa; Nemertea; Pilidiophora; Heteronemertea; Lineidae
Exons: 18
Coding region: 326-4603 (1425 amino acids)
Biological process (GO): chemical synaptic transmission
Cellular component (GO): plasma membrane; dendritic spine; cytoplasm
Molecular function (GO): protein binding
Source: RefSeq, a predicted model, not a curated record